Humulus lupulus (European hop) is the source of this 2309-nucleotide messenger RNA. RefSeq lists its product as uncharacterized. NCBI's taxonomy places the organism in Eukaryota, Viridiplantae, Streptophyta, Magnoliopsida, Rosales, Cannabaceae. The coding region runs from base 27 to 1976 and encodes 649 amino acids. The record is from RefSeq and is a predicted model, not a curated record. The transcript has 8 exons.
AAAAAAGAGAAGAAAAAUUGGAAAAAAUGCUUUCCUAUUUCUCAUCCAAAGCCUCCUCAUCGCUCUCACUCCCUCUCCUCCUUCCCCUCUCUCACCGACCUCCGAAAUUCCGAUUUUGCCCCUCGUUUCCCCUCAAAUUUCCAAGGUUCAGCCUCGCAUGCUACGCUAGCUCCGGCGGCGGCGGUGGUGGUGUUGUUGGUGGACUUUCAAUGGACUCGCCUUCUAUAGACGUCGCCUCUAUCUCCGUCGAUUCCGUCGCUCGGGAUUUGCAGAAUCAGACCUUGCAGAGCGAUGAUCACAAAGCUAUUGGUGAUAUUAGUAAUGGAGCUAAGAAGGUUAGGUUGAAUCUCGAGGAUCUGAAUUGGGACCAAUCCUUUGUUAGAGAGCUCCCCGGUGAUCCCAGGACCGACAGUUUUCCACGAGAGGUUUUGCAUGCUUGUUAUUCAAAAGUGUCUCCAUCAGUGCAAGUGGAUAAGCCUCAACUUGUUUCUUGGUCAGAAUCAGUAGCUGAGUUGCUUGAUUUGGACCCCAAGGAAUUCGAAAGGCCAGAUUUUCCUCUCUUGUUUUCUGGGGCUUCUCCUUUGGUGGGGUCAGUACCUUAUGCUCAAUGCUAUGGAGGACAUCAAUUUGGAAUGUGGGCUGGACAGUUGGGAGAUGGUCGGGCAAUAACACUUGGUGAAGUAAUUAAUUCUAAGUCUGAAAGAUGGGAACUUCAGCUUAAAGGUGCUGGGAAGACUCCAUACAGCCGAUUUGCAGAUGGUCUUGCAGUGCUGCGUAGUAGCAUUAGGGAGUUCCUUUGCAGUGAGGCAAUGCAUAGUCUUGGAAUCCCAACAACUCGGGCACUUUGUCUGGUCACAACUGGAAAAUCUGUUGUUCGAGACAUGUUCUAUGAUGGGAACCCAAAGGAGGAGCCAGGUGCAAUUGUCUGCAGAGUUGCUCCAUCAUUUCUGCGGUUCGGUUCAUACCAAAUACAUGCAGCUAGAGAAAAAGAGGACCUUGAGAUUGUUCGUAUUCUGGCAGAUUACGCCAUCAAGCAUCACUUUCCUCAUAUAGAGAAUAUGGACAAAAGUGAGAGUUUAUCCUUUAGCACAGGCGAUGAAGAUCAUUCAGUUGUGGAUCUGACUUCUAAUAAGUACGCAGCUUGGGCUGUGGAGGUUGCUGAGCGUACUGCAUCUUUGGUUGCCAAGUGGCAAGGAGUUGGUUUUACUCAUGGUGUUUUGAACACUGAUAACAUGAGCAUUUUGGGACUCACCAUUGAUUAUGGCCCAUUUGGAUUUUUGGAUGCAUUUGAUCCAAGUUACACCCCAAAUACUACAGACCUUCCUGGCAGAAGAUAUUGUUUUGCCAAUCAGCCUGAUAUAGGCUUAUGGAAUGUUGCACAGUUCGCCACUACUCUGUCCUCUGCUGGAUUGAUAAAUGAUAAAGAGGCAAACUAUGCCAUGGAAAGAUAUGGAACCAAAUUUAUGGAUGAAUAUCAAGCUAUAAUGACUAGAAAACUUGGUCUUCCCAAAUACAAUAAACAGUUGAUAAGUAAACUUCUUAACAAUAUGGCUGUUGACAAGGUCGAUUACACAAAUUUCUUUCGGUUGCUAUCGAACAUCAAAGCUGAUGUUAGCAUCCCAGAAGAGGAGUUAUUGGUUCCACUGAAGGCUGUUCUGUUAGAUAUUGGGAAGGAGCGCAAAGAGGCGUGGACUGCAUGGGUAAAAUCCUACACGGAGGAGCUAGCGGCUAGUGGCAUCUCAGAUGAGGAGAGGAAGGCCUCGAUGAAAGCAGUGAACCCAAAAUAUGUUCUCAGGAAUUAUCUCUGCCAGAGCGCCAUUGACGCAGCUGAACAAGGCGAUUUUGAGGAGGUUCGAAGGCUGCUGAAAGUAAUGGAACGGCCAUACGACGACCAGCCAGGAAUGGAAAAAUAUGCUCGCUUGCCACCCGCCUGGGCAUACAGGCCUGGCGUCUGCAUGCUUUCUUGUUCUUCUUGACUUGUUUGUGUUUCUCUCCACGUUAUUAUAUAAGCACACCCUUAAGAAAAGUCUUGGCUUUUUUCCCAGUUUCUUUUCCUGGGUUGAAGAGAAGUUGCUUUUUCCAAAAGAAAGAAAAUUUAAAGGAGCAAUUUCUUGUAUAUAUAUAAUAGUGAAAAAUUCAGUUUCUUUUUUUUUGCCUCUUAUAAUAAAGAGCAGUAGUUGUAUAUGCUCCUUGGCUUGAUGUAGUAGCCAGGAGGUUUAUUCAUUAAUUAUUAUGUGAUUUACACUUUGGAGUUUAUGCAGCUAAGUAAACGUGGGUUUUUUUUUUUGUUCCCAUUCAAUUUCCACUGA